Messenger RNA from Mytilus californianus (California mussel), 3422 nucleotides. RefSeq names its product adhesion G protein-coupled receptor B2-like. Gene Ontology annotation, biological process: negative regulation of angiogenesis; cell surface receptor signaling pathway; adenylate cyclase-activating G protein-coupled receptor signaling pathway. The record is from RefSeq and is a predicted model, not a curated record. Lineage: Eukaryota; Metazoa; Mollusca; Bivalvia; Mytilida; Mytilidae. Gene Ontology annotation, cellular component: membrane. The transcript is spliced from 23 exons. Gene Ontology annotation, molecular function: G protein-coupled receptor activity. The coding region runs from base 66 to 3140 and encodes 1024 amino acids.
CACAAGCCCCAACUUUGACUGGACCGACCACUUUGACACCAGGACAACAAGGCAUAUGGACAUGUAUGUCGGUCAAUGGUUAUCCAGCUGGUAAAAUGACCAUGAGAAAUCAAAAUAAAAGUACUCAAUUUACAUCUGAGUUUUCAUCUACCAGUGUAAUAGAUCAAAAAUCCUAUGAUGUGACUGGUACGCUGAUCUGGAUCCCAGUAAUUGUUAACAACGGAGAUACCAUUUGCUGUGAUGUUACACAUACAACCACGAUAGGCAGUACUCCACAGACAGUUUGCAGACUAAUAUCAGUUGCUCGUUUGCCUCAAGUCGAAAUUUCUCCUACUACCUAUACUGCAGCAAUUGGAGAUCAAGUAAUAAUUUAUUGUAAUAUCGUCUCUGAUAGUGCUGGAGUUAAUGAAGUCUACUGGCAGAGAAAUUCUAAUAAUCAGCUACGUAUAAUUUACAAUAGAGACGUAGGGUACCAAGGUAGUACUCCUUCAACACCUUCAUUAACGAUUAGUUUUGCAACGAUAAAUGAUACUGGAACAUACACUUGCCAUGCUACAAAUGUUCUAGGAACAGGAAACAGUAACACUGGAAAUGUAACAAUUACUGGAGGGUAUUUAUAUGUUUCUGUAACUCCUCGAACUUCAAAUGUUGUCCACGAACACAGUCAAAAUAUUUCCUGUAAUGUGACUGGAACACCAACAUCAACAUGGAUUACCUGGCUGUUCACACCAGCUGGUAGCAUUCAACAUGCAGUACUAAGUACAACAAACAGUAACAAAUAUACAGUUGGUACAACACAGGAACCUUAUUUGACUAUACUCAAUUUUCAACCAGGUGAUUCUGGUCAUUAUGUCUGCAGAGCAACAAAUGCUGUUGGAUCAUCAUCUAGUUAUCCUGGUUCAACUUUGAUUUACAUAAGUGCACCUAUUACAUUUGUUGAACCAAAUCAAUAUGCAGCAAUGGUUGACGCUGCUAGUUUUCAGAUUCAGUGUAAUGUUACUGCUACACCAGGAGCUUUUGAUUGGUACUGGACAUUCCACCCGGUAAUUGGCAGUGUAGAAACUAUAAGCAAAGGAACAAACAGUGAACACUAUACUGUAGAAAAUUCUGGUACAAACCCUCACUUGACGAUUAGGAAUAUUGCGUUGAAUAAAACUGGAGUUUACACUUGCUUUGCCCUGAAUACAGCUGGAACAAGUGGUAGUGGUAGUAAUGCUAAUUCUAAACACACUCUGACAGUCACUGAAGAUUCAACAAUUCUUUGUGGAGAAAAUAUAGAUAAAUUUAAUACUAAAUGGGGUAUAACAGCAGAAAAAAACCUGCUUACUUUACCUUGCAAUGGUUACUACACGGGUAGUGUUUCUAGAUACUGCAGCAAUGGUGGAAAGUGGAUGGAACCAGAUUACAGCCUGUGUACGCGUAAAGCAAUACAAAAUAUCCAUGCACAGUCAGCUAAACUAUUAUCUGGAGAGAGUGUAGACACGGUUGUGAAUACUAUUCUUGAGAAUUUAGAAAACACAACCAGUGAGAAAAAUGAAUUAAGGUCUGGUGAUCUGGUAACAUCAUCAACUGUUCUGGAUGACAUUGUCAGAUAUGUAACAGAUAACACAGAAAAACUUUCCGUUGAUCAACUAGAGAUUUUUGGGUCUGUCUGCAAUAAUAUACUAGAUGAACGAAACCAUCAGCUGUGGGAAGAACUAAAUGACGAGGGCUCAAGUGGUGUCCCUUCUGUAGUAAAAACAGUUACCGAUUACAAUGCAGUGUUUCAUAAGGUUAUAGACGGAGAAUUCGCAAUGAUUGUUCAAAAGGAAAAUAUAGUAAUUGAGGUAGGAAAGACUAUCUCUGACGAGAUCACUGUGCCUGAUCGUUUGAAAACAUCAUUCUCGUGGAUAACAGAUUCAGCGACUGAAAUGAAACUGAAAAAGAGCAAACAUCACGAUUUGACAGGAUAUAGUAGCACAUUCUAUCGAAAUAUUUCAAGAUUCUUUCCAAAGUACUUGAUGCUAAAUGGGGAAUUGCAGUCAUUUAAUGGAAGUUACGAUGUAAAAUCUAUCAUAACUGAUUUUACAAUCCAAUCAACAGCUUCUUCAGAUCAUACCUUGAUUAUAAAAUUUGACAAUUUAUUAGGAAAUUACUCCAGACCUUUUUGUGGAUUUUGGGAUUUCGAUGUUUCGAAUACUGUAAACGGAGCAUGGUCGAACUUUGGUUCACGAAUUGUAGAGUCAACAGAUUCUUAUACGAUAUGUGAAUAUAAUCACACCACAAAUUUCGCAAUACUCAUGAGCCCAGGAAGAACACCUUUGUCUCACAACUUUGCAUUGAGCCUUAUAUCAGCCGUAGGAUGUGGAGUAUCCAUUUUGUUUCUGGUUAUGACAAUUCUCAUACAUUAUGUACUUUGGGGAUAUGUGAAAAGUGAGAGAACACAAAUAUUAAUGAAUUUAUGCGUGGCUUUAAUUCUGUCUUAUACCAUAUUCCUUGCUGGUAUAACACGGACAGAAAUCAAGGAAGUAUGUACAGCGAUCGCAAUUGGUUUACACUAUAUGUUCUUAACAGACUUUUGUUUGAUGCUAGCUGAGGGAAUUCAAAUAGUGAGAAUGGUUGUCAUUGUUUUUUCAACUAGAUCUAUUGUUCGGUGGCUAUUACCUCUUUGCUGGAUUGUACCUGGUAUUGUCGUCGGAAUUUCUGCCGGCAUCACACAACUUAAAGGCUAUGGUAACCAACAGUUUUGUUGGUUGACCCUUGAAUCAAACCUUAUCUGGGCGUUUAUAGGACCGGCAUUGCUUGUCAUUUUGAUUAACUUUGUUAUAUUUAUCAUAAUGGUAUAUAAAAUAAUGACCAGUAGAGGAAUAGCUGGGAAAGAACUAAGAGAAAAAAUUUGGAUUGGUUUGAAAAGUAUCUGCAUCAUUUUACCAUUGUUUGGAGUAACAUGGGUACUUGGUGCAUUUUCGGUAAACGAUGAUCUGGUCAUGUUCCAAUACCUAUUUGCUAUUUUCAACUCCCUCCAGGGUUUCUUUAUUUGUUUGUUGCACUGUUUCUUUAAUAAGGAGGUCAGGCAAGGUUACAAUCAUUAUCAGACACGCCGUUUGGAUUUGAAACUAUCUUCAAAUUCUACUAAUACUGACAACACAAAUAGGAUAUAACACCAUCAACAACAAUAUCUGUACACGGAGGAAGAAUCGCAGUAAAGAAUUAAAAAACCCAUCUCAACCGUAUAAGGUGCAUCCCAAUAUGUUGUGCAUUGAUGAUACAAAUACCAGUUGUAUAUAUUUUAUAAUUGUAAGAGAGAGAGAGAGAGAGAGAGAGAGAGAGAGAGAGAGAGAGAGAGCUAUUUACGUGUUUAUUGUUUACAUAAUAUGACACACUAAUUUGUUUGAUUGUUUUACGUUGUACCUUUUUAUUCUCAUAAAACUAAUAAAACAUAU